This is a messenger RNA of Suillus bovinus, 2020 nucleotides long. RefSeq names its product kinase-like domain-containing protein. NCBI's taxonomy places the organism in Eukaryota, Fungi, Basidiomycota, Agaricomycetes, Boletales, Suillaceae. Gene Ontology annotation, molecular function: protein kinase activity; ATP binding. Gene Ontology annotation, biological process: protein phosphorylation. The coding region runs from base 413 to 1705 and encodes 430 amino acids. The transcript is spliced from 7 exons. The record is from RefSeq and is a predicted model, not a curated record.
GAGUUAUCGUUGUUGCCAAAAAAAAUGCGAUCUCUGGUGGCCAAAUUACGAUCUAAGCUGACCCAACUCUCCCGGCCAUUUUUUCCCGCACACUGUGCAACCCUCUCAUGAGCGUAUGAACCAUCGCUUUAUUGAAUUAACAUCUCACUCACGUAGUUACCCAUAGAUUUCCAUUUUGUCUCCUUCGGAGAUAACAAUAAAUACACCUACUGGUGAAGAUGGCCAACAAUCAGCACAUUCUUCAUCGGGCUUGCUGCAAGAUCUUACCAAGGACCUCCAGAGGAGCUCGCAGUUUCCUAUAACUUGCGGAGGCUAUGGAGACAUCCAUAGGUGUCACUUAGUGAGGUCAGAUGGGACAGUCCCAGUAGCAGUGAAGACCAUCCGUGCUUUACAGUCUGACAACGAGGCUUUGAUGCAGAAGAAUAGAAAGAGAAUUCGUCGCGAGCUGAAAGUUUGGGGCCGUCUCAAACAUAACAGUAUUCUUCCGCUCUGGGGAGUGGCAUCCGGCUUUGGACCCUAUCUCGCAAUGGUUUGCCCUUGGGCCGAUAAUGGAGCUUUGACGGGCUAUCUUGAGCGCCAAGAAGACACAUUGACAUUGGAAGAUAAGUUCGUACUUUUGACUGAUAUCGCCCUUGGGUUGCAGUAUCUUCACAGCAAAUCAAUUAUCCAUGGUGAUCUGACAGGGUCAAAUGUCUUGAUUUAUGGCAACGGUCGGGCGUGUGUCGCUGAUUUUGGUCUUUCAACCAUGAUCGAGGAGUUCGUUGGUACUUCCUAUCUCACGAGCUCCAUCAGAGGACAUAUUCGAUGGGCAGCUGCAGAACUAUUUUGCAUACCCGAGGGCGAUGGAGAAGAUGAUGCGUCGGUGUCGCUCAGCGUUGAAUGUGACAUCUACUCAUUUGGCAGUAUCAUCUUGCAGGUAUUGACUUGCAAAGUACCCUACUACGAUGUGAAGAAAGAUAAUGUGUUGUUGGGAUGCGUCGUCACAGGAAAGAAACCAGAGCUUCCCAAGGGCUCGCAAGUUGCACCUCCGCACUGGGAGUUCAUACAGCAGUGUUGGUUGCCUCGUGCCAGUCGACCAUCAAUUGGAGAUAUUGUGCUGUUCGUACAUCAGCAAUACUGCGAGCUCCGUCCAAACGAGACAAUUGACGAUGGGGAUUCAUCCGGGAAAUCGUCUGGGAUUUGGUUUGGGACGUGGUCUGGGAACUGGUCUGGACACUGGUCUGACAGUGAUAGUGAUGAAGAUGACGAGUCAGAUGGUGACAGCUCCUCCGGAACCGACCAGGAUGCUGAAGGAGAGGAUCUGGACGAAGACACAGAUGAUGAAGAGGACGACGGAGGGCAACAUGGUAGUGAGGGUGACAAGCACAACAAGAGGGGUGAGGGCAACGAAGGGGUUGACCGCGAUGUGGUCGUUGGCCUAGAUGAAGGAGACGGGUCCAACGACAACGACAGCUCCUCCAAAUUCGAGCAGGAAGUUGAAAGAGAGGACUUCAAUGAAAUCAGGGAUGACAAAAUAGUGGAAGGUGAUGAAGGGCAUGAAGGCAGCGAGGAUGAGAAUGAUGGUGAGGAGGAGGAUGAUAAAAGCAGCAAGGGAGUUGAGGGCGAUAACGAUUAUGGGAGUAAUGUUGGCUAUGAGAGCUAUGCUGACGGAUUCGACGGCGGGGCAGACGACAACUGGAGUUAUGACUCAGACGGGUCCUGGUAGACUGGAUCUGACUGGUGCAUGUCAGUACUUAACCCGACGUUAUACGGUUGAUGUUAUUUCAUAGAUUUCGGAGCAUUUGACGUUGCUUGAUUAUUCAGGCUCGGCGGGUAUGUCUUGUUUUCUAUUUAUUAGAGUAUAGCGUUACUCGUUCGAGACUUUUCCUUGUUCAGUAAUUAUCAUUUCAUGAUCAGUGCCAACAUACAGCACACCAAACCUCUCCCCCACAACACCAAUGCCGUGGCUGAAGUUUGACGGUGUCUUUCUGAAUUAGUCAUGCUUGUUAGCGACAACCUUGCUUCGGGAUCAGGAAAGGCC